This is a messenger RNA of Dichotomopilus funicola, 408 nucleotides long. Its product is annotated as PDCD5-related protein. Lineage: Eukaryota; Fungi; Ascomycota; Sordariomycetes; Sordariales; Chaetomiaceae. The coding region runs from base 1 to 408 and encodes 135 amino acids. Gene Ontology annotation, cellular component: nucleus; cytosol. Gene Ontology annotation, molecular function: DNA binding. The transcript is spliced from 4 exons. The record is from RefSeq and is a predicted model, not a curated record.
AUGGCCGACGCGGAUUUGGAGCAGAUUCGAAAGGCUCGUCUCGAGCAGCUCAAGGCCUCCCAAGGCGGGGCCAAAAGCUCGUCAGCCAGCGGCGGUAACAGCCAGGAGCAGGCGCAACAACGGCAGGAACAAGAAGCCGAGGCGCGCAAAUCAGUACUCAACCAGAUUCUCGAGCCCGAGGCGGCCGACCGGCUGGGGCGUAUCCGACUGGUCAAGGAACAGAGAGCGACAGACAUCGAGAACCGGCUGAUCACGUUGGCUCAGACGGGGCAGUUACGGCAGAAGGUGACGGAGACCCAGCUCAAGGAGCUGUUGAAUGCCAUGGCGGAUAAUAAGGAGGAGGAGAAGAUUGUGGUGACGAGGCGGAAGGUGUGGGAGGAUGAUGAUGAUGAUUUGUUGGAUUUGUAG